UCCGAAUGAGAACAAACAUUUUGAGGUUAGUUCGGAAAGUGAAUUUUAAGAGUGAGAAUUGUGUGGCAUCGUAAAAAUUGUAGGGGGUCUUUUUCGUUAAGAUCCAAAAGCAAUCGCGUCCUUUUAGGGAAAUAUAAUGUCUGUGAUAUUUGCCGAUACUUAAAAGUAUUCGUUUUUAGUUGCAAUUUUUCUUGUCGAUAACAUGUCGUCGGCUUCAAGUUCUUUCGGAGCAAUGCGGGAGUUGGGGAUUGCCGUUUUGAAUGUUUGACGAAUAUUUUGAGUUUGUAUUCGGUUAUGGUUUAUUGAAUUAUUUAGGUGUGGAUAAAAAAAAAUGGUGAAAGAAAAACCAAAUUCUAUUCGUAUAUAUGACUCUGAAGGUUAUAGACGGAGAGCGGCAUGUAUCUGCGUCAAGAACGACCUCGAGGACGAGGUGCUCCUGGUGACAUCAAGUCGCAGACCUGAUAGCUGGAUAGUUCCUGGUGGCGGUGUCGAACCCGAAGAGGAACCAGCAGUUACAGCCUUGCGAGAAGUGAGAGAAGAGGCUGGAGUUUUGGGACAACUUGGACGAUGUCUUGGAGUAUUUGAAAGUGCAGAGCAUAAACAUCGAACGCAAGUGUGGGUGAUGCGUGUAACGGAGGAAUUGCCCGAAUGGGAAGAUUCACGAGCAAUUGGCCGGAAACGUAAAUGGUUUUCCAUACCGGAUGCAUUGUUACAGCUCGCCCAACAUAAACCUGUACAGCGUUCUUAUUUGCACAGUCUUCACAAUACAAAUCCGCGACACAACAAUCCGAAUACAAAUCCUUCACACCAUACACACAGUCCAACAACUCCCAUUCAACUCAUGAAUAAUUCUAGUAGCAAUCCUCAUUUCAAUAAACAUAGCUAAUAAUGCUGACGAUCCAUAAUUUUUUUCUUCUUUUCAUUUCUGAUUUUUAAUUUUUAAUUUUUAAUUUUUUUUUUUUUUUUUUUUUUUUUUUGAGUGAAAAAAAACAACACAUUUUUCUAUUCGAUAUCAGAACUUUUUGCUAUCUUCUUGCUUCUCACAAAAAAUCAUCAUAAUAAUUAUUAUUGUAUUUUAUACAUGUAAUAACUGAUAUUGAACUACGCUAAUUAAUUAAUAUAUUAGAUUGUUAAUUCCCCCCAAAAAAAGAGAAAAAAAAAUAACCGAAGGAGCAGUUUUUACAAUCUUAUUUUGUAAAACGUCAUUUUGGAAAGAAAAAGAAAAAUACUUUUCAAAAUAACGUUAUUGAAAUGGGAAGUGAAGAAAAUUUGAAAAAUGAGAGAAAGAGAGAGAGAGAGAGAGAAAGAGAAACUGUGUGAGAGAAAGAGAGAAUUUGUGACGAUUUUCAAAGCGUUUUAGCAUAAUUGAAACAUUAGUUUUUAAAAAAGAAUUUGUAAGUCCAAAAAUCUGUAUUCACUACUAAGAAAAAAUAUUAACUGAUUUUUGUAAAUUUUUAGAAAUUUCAUCAUUCUAAUGACGAAAGUUUCAAAAAAAAAAAAAAAAAAAAAAAUGUACUGUCUCUAUAUUAUAUAAUUAAUUCAUGUCGAUUUUUGGAAAGAUAUCAAAGAGACUCGAGAGCAAUACAUCAAGCGCCAAACUAUAAUAAACACUAUAAGGUGAAAUUUGUUUAUAUAAAAAAAGACAACAAAAUUGACAUCGUUUUUUUAGCAAAAAUUAAACUCUUAUUUUAAUUGGAAAA
This is a messenger RNA of Leptopilina heterotoma, 1700 nucleotides long. RefSeq names its product diphosphoinositol polyphosphate phosphohydrolase 1 (gene Aps). Gene Ontology annotation, cellular component: nucleus; cytoplasm. Gene Ontology annotation, molecular function: endopolyphosphatase activity; bis(5'-adenosyl)-hexaphosphatase activity; diphosphoinositol-polyphosphate diphosphatase activity. The transcript is spliced from 3 exons. Lineage: Eukaryota; Metazoa; Arthropoda; Insecta; Hymenoptera; Figitidae. The coding region runs from base 332 to 886 and encodes 184 amino acids. The record is from RefSeq and is a predicted model, not a curated record. Gene Ontology annotation, biological process: diphosphoinositol polyphosphate metabolic process; diadenosine hexaphosphate catabolic process; diadenosine pentaphosphate catabolic process.